UGUACGUGUGGCGUAUUUAUUUAAAUACAUACAGUGUAAAUGGAUGUAUCGAUCGAUUGGCAACAAUUCUAUUUCACGCACAAUGGACGCUAAACGACGUAUACUAGACGAUCGUCACAACAACGAUACACGACUUUUAUAACAUCAACUUGAAAAACAUAUAACAGUUUUUAUGUCAAAUAUAAUAAUUUUGUGAUUAACUUAUAACUAUAUUAACCAGAUGCAAUGUUAUGUAUUAACUGCCAACAAUUUUAAAGAUUUCCGCUUUGCUAUACAAGUGCAUUAGUUUAGUUUAGUUAGUACAAUUAUAAAUAUUUUUGAAAAUUAUUAUUUGAACAAAUAUACGAAUUUCUUCGAAAAUGGCAAUCGUUUUACGAUCAUUAUCAAUUUUAUUAGGAUUAUUUUUUAUUUUUGUUGGAACUAUGAAAUUGACCAGUUAUUUAUCUAAGGAUUUACAUAAAGAUUUGAGAAAAGAAUAUGUUAAAUAUUCCAAAGUGUUUCCAUUAUCGGAGGCUUUAGAUUUUAAAGUGCCAUCGAAAUGGUAUCGACGUGUGGUGGGAUCAUUAGAAUUAAUAUUUGGUGCCGCUAUGGCUACCAUUCCUAGUCAUACUGUAAAAAAUGUUGCUAAUGUUGGUUUAUUGUUACUAACAUUAUUGGCUGUAUAUUCCCAUUAUAUGGUCGAUGAUAUGCUAGAAAGAACAGCACCAGCUCUAGUAUUUAUGUUUAUGCUGACUGGUCGUUUGGUCGUAUACUGGCAAGUUCAAAGACGUGAAUAUAUGGCAGCAAAUGCAUCGACUGAAAAAGUGUCAAAUGAAAAUUCAAGUUUUAUGUCCCAAAGCAACGGUUUUAAACAAGAUUAAAUUUUAGACAAGUAACUUUUUAAACAAAUGUGAAAAAAUAAAAAACUAUAGCUUAAAAUUUGUACUAAGUGCAUAUACAAAAAAAUUUAUCAAUUAUUAUUGUUUAUACUUUAUAGUUCAAAUAUUAAAAAAUAGAUGGCCAAAGUAGUAUAUAACUUUA
Messenger RNA from Chrysoperla carnea, 1020 nucleotides. RefSeq names its product novel acetylcholine receptor chaperone. NCBI's taxonomy places the organism in Eukaryota, Metazoa, Arthropoda, Insecta, Neuroptera, Chrysopidae. The record is from RefSeq and is a predicted model, not a curated record. Gene Ontology annotation, biological process: positive regulation of protein localization to cell surface; chaperone-mediated protein complex assembly. Gene Ontology annotation, cellular component: endoplasmic reticulum. Bases 360 to 860 code for a protein of 166 amino acids. The transcript has 3 exons.